CCAUACACACACCCCUCCCUCCCCGGCGGGCGGGUGGCGCCGGGGAUGCUCGUGGCGGGAGCGGCCGCGGGAGCACGAGGACCGGGACCAGGACCAGGCGCCGGUUUCCAGGUGACCGUUUGAAGCAAAAUGGCGUCCGGCGACCUGGUGGCCACCGAGGCCUGGAUCAGGGACAGAGCUCAGCUGGGCAGCUACAGGGCAGAUGAAGUGGAGUCUCUCUCGCUUCAGGGAACCUACAGCGACAAGAUUGUAUCUCUUGGGGAUGCUUUUCAGAACUUCAAAAGACUUAAGUGCCUCGACCUGUCAAGGAAUUCUAUUGAUAGCCUGGGGGGUCUAGAGUAUUUACCUUCAUUGGAAAAGCUAAACAUGUACUACAAUAAUGUAGCAUCUUCAAAAGAAAUUUCCCGCUUGUGCUAUCUGACUAAUUUGAGAGAACUAGAUUUGCGGCUAAAUCCAGUGACCAGGAAUGAGGACAACUUCAGGCUGUUUGUCGUGCACAUGCUGCCAAACUUGCAGAGGCUGGAUGACAGGCUUGUCAGGGAGAGUGAGCGAAAGGCUGCCCACCAACACUUCAGUUCACAGGAGCAAAAGCAGGCACCAGAGUCAGACAGAGAAGAUGAGAGGAUCCAUUUCACCGAUCACGCAAAGAAGAACUAUCUAUUUGACAAGGAUGAGCAGGAGUCGCGAUGCACAUCAAUGAAAUAUAAAUGGAAUGCAGUAUCCGAUUUUAACACUGACUUGAAGGAAAGGCGCUCCACUCAUGACUUCCAGCUGACCAGUGAACCUCCAGAUUCUGUGUACAGUCAUACGCCAUUAUCAUCUGUUUAUUCUGUCAGGGACAUGAAGGAGGUUAAAGACAAUUAUAGCCAAGGAAAGCCAAGCACCGACACUCUGGAAACGGAGAAUUCAAGAAAUGGGCAAUAUUUCAGUUACCUAAAUGAUGAAGACUAUAAAACGUAUCAAUCGCCAACCCGCUCCUCAUUACGUUCCACUGGGAAAACUAUUUCCAGACAAUCGAGGGAAGGAUAUAGAGUAACCUUCGCAGAUAGAAAAUUCCUGGAUACAGAUGAGAAAACUGUGAACUUAGAAAGUCAGUGUAAUUCAGCAAAUCAGUAUAGCCAUCCUUUGCAAAGUCAGUAUAGCCACCCUUCCCCAAGUAAGUAUAAUCCCCCUUCACCAGGCUACAGUAAGAAGGAAAGCUUGCUUCAGACCAGAGAGAGAAACAUGAAGGACUACCACGAUUCUUAUCAAUUUGAUACUCCUGUAAAGAAAGAUUCUAAUACAAGUAUUGACAGAAGCAGUAUAUUAUCACAUGAUUAUCACAAACCUUGUACAGAAGCAAAGACCUAUCAGUCCAAUUUGGAGCCUCAGAAUAUGUAUCCAAAUCUUCAGGGAGACAAAGCAGCCAUUGAGACAAACAGUGACCGAUUAUAUAAAUGGAAUUCAGACUUCAAAGCUGGCAGCACUUACGGAAGUAGAAAGAUCACCACUGCUGAUGAGGUGACCAGCACUCAGAGAGCACGAUCAGCUACCAGUGGUUUGACACCACAUCACAGAACUUCAUCCUCGGAUUCGUUACUCGAUCGACCAUCUUUAGCGUCUCCCAGCAGCUCCUUUACUUCUAUCUAUUCCAAUAGUUCAAAGAGAGCCUUUGCAGAACAUGUAAGCCCAGAACUGGCACCCAGCAAGUCCACAGCCCCUAUUACAGACAGACAGUCGCACCUUAUCAAAGGAAAUGUUGAACCUUUUGAAUAUAAAGGAGAACUGAAGAAAUCAAGCAGUCAGUGCUCACUGUUGUUUACAAAGCCAAAUUACGAACGAAAGACGACUCUGUGUAAAUUCCUGGAAGCAGCUGAAUGUGGGGACUAUCGAUCCUCAUCACCACCCUUGUCCAGCUCUAGUAUCUCUCCAAAUGUUUCCUCUGUCUUGAAGCGGCUUAUUGAUCUGAUAGACAGACACUGGAAUGGUUCAAGGUCCCUUCAACUGAAUCAAAGGUUUCUCAUUCCAGCUCAUGAGCUGCUGUCGAGCCUGGUUGGCUCAGUCUGCUUAGAUUCUCACAAUUCCAAAAUUCAAAGCUUGGAAAAAAAGGUAAAAGUGUUAACUGAAGAAAACAAAUCUUUGCUAACCCGAAUGGGCACUGGACUGGACACCGCAGAGCUGUAUCGACUAAAGCAUCAAAUCAGUCAGAAACAAGAUGAUAUUGACUCUUUAAAAGGAAGAUUAGCAAAAAUAUUGGAUGAAAACAAUAAACUGCGUUCUCAGUUAACCAGUUUGGAACUGGUUACCUGUGCUGGAAAUCAGCAACAAAACAAGGAGUUGCAGAGAGAGAAUGAGAAACUAAAUUUAGAAGUGGAAUACCUGAAUCAGCAAAUUAAACAAUAUAGUAAACUACAAGAAACAGUCAGUAUGUUACAGGAGAGUCACAGGUAAUAUGACAUGAUGAUCAAAGUUUCCUGGCCAUGUCAAGUUACAGCAAAUCAUUGUUGUAUGAAUUUAAUAAAAGAAUGGAAAUUGUGUACGUAAUAUUUG
Messenger RNA from Callorhinchus milii (elephant shark), 2529 nucleotides. Its product is annotated as leucine-rich repeat-containing protein 36. Bases 130 to 2430 code for a protein of 766 amino acids. The record is from RefSeq and is a predicted model, not a curated record. Lineage: Eukaryota; Metazoa; Chordata; Chondrichthyes; Chimaeriformes; Callorhinchidae. The transcript has 13 exons. Gene Ontology annotation, molecular function: protein binding.